CGCCGAGGCGUCCGCGCUCGCCCUGCGUCCUGUGCCUGCGGGUGGAAGGGGAGCGGAAUUGCUCUGGUCGACCGCGUGAGGCGGAGGCUGCGGGCUCGGGCAGUAGGAAUAUGGUUAUGAAGGCUUCUGUAGAAGAUGAUGAUUCAGGAUGGGAGCUCAAUAUACCUGAGAAGAUGGAAAAGAGUAAUACAAGCUGGAUAGAUAUUACCCAUGACUUUGAAGAUUGUUGUAGAGAGCUGAAGUUGGGAGAGUUACUUCAUGACAAACUCUUUGGUCUCUUUGAAGCUAUGUCUGCAAUUGAAAUGAUGGACCCCAAGAUGGAUGCUGGUAUGAUUGGAAACCAAGUUAACCGAAAAGUUCUUAACUUUGAACAAGCUAUCAAGGAUGGUACUAUUAAAAUUAAAGAUUUGUCCUUGCCGGAGCUAAUAGGAAUAAUGGACACUUGUUUUUGCUGCUUGAUAACAUGGUUGGAAGGUCAUUCUUUGGCUCAGACUGUAUUCACUUGCCUUUACAUUCAUAAUCCAGACUUUAUAGAUGAUCCUGCCAUGAAGGCAUUUGCUCUGGGGAUCCUAAAAAUUUGUGAUAUUGCCAGAGAAAAAGUAAACAAAGCUGCAGUGUUUGAAGAGGAAGAUUUUCAGUCUAUGACAUACGGAUUUAAAAUGGCAAACAGUGUGACAGAUCUUCGAGUUACAGGUAUGCUGAAGGAUGUUGAAGAUGACAUGCAACGACGAGUUAAGAGCACUCGAAGCCGACAAGGAGAAGAGAGAGAUCCAGAAGUGGAACUUGAGCAUCAACAGUGCUUUGCAGUAUUCAGCAGAGUGAAGUUUACCCGGCUGUUACUGACUGUAUUAAUAGCCUUUACCAAAAAAGAGACCAGUGCAGUUGCAGAAGCUCAGAAACUGAUGACUCAGGCAGCUGAUUUGCUUUGUGCUAUCCACAACUCUUUGCAUCGUGGCAUUCAGGCUCAGAAUGACACAACAAAAGGCGAUCAUCCUAUUAUGAUGGGGUUUGAACCUCUUGUUAAUCAGAGAUUGCUUCCUCCAACUUUUCCUCGAUAUGCAAAAAUAAUUAAAAGGGAAGAAAUGGUCAACUAUUUUUCAAAACUUAUAGACAGAAUAAAAACAGUGUGUGAAGUUGUCAAUUUAACUAAUUUGCACUGUAUAUUGGACUUUUUCUGUGAAUUCAGUGAACAGUCACCUUGCGUUCUUUCAAGAUCACUCUUACAGACUACCUUUCUUGUGGAUAACAAAAAAGUAUUUGGCACUCACCUUAUGCAAGAUAUGGUAAAAGAUGCCCUGAGAUCUUUUGUCAGUCCUCCAGUUCUUUCACCUAAGUGUUGUCUUUAUAACAAUCACCAGGCUAAGGAUUACAUAGACUCUUUUGUCACACACUGUGUUCGACCAUUCUGUAGUUUAAUUCAGAUUCAUGGGCACAAUAGAGCGCGUCAAAGAGAUAAACUUGGUCACAUUCUUGAAGAAUUUGCUACUUUGCAAGAUGAGGCAGAGAAGGUGGAUGCAGCACUUCAUAGUAUGCUACUGAAACAAGAGCCCCAGAGGCAGCACUUGGCAUGCUUGGGCACCUGGGUCCUUUACCACAACCUUCGCAUCAUGAUCCAGUAUCUUCUGAGCGGAUUUGAGCUGGAGCUGUACAGUAUGCAUGAGUAUUACUAUAUCUAUUGGUAUCUCUCUGAGUUUCUCUAUGCUUGGUUAAUGUCAACACUCAGUCGUGCUGAUAGCUCUCAAAUGGCAGAAGAAAGAAUAAUGGAAGAGCAGCAGAAAGGGCGGAGUAAUAAGAAAACAAAGAAAAAGAAAAAAGCUCGUCCUUUGAGCAGAGAAAUCACCAUGAGCCAAGCCUAUCAAAACAUGUGUGCUGGGAUGUAUAAGACUAUGAUUGCUUUUGACAUGGAUGGCAAAGUGAGAAAGCCAAAGUUCGAACUCGAUAGUGAGCAAGUUCGGUACGAACACAGGUUUGCACCAUUCAACAGUGUCAUCACUCCACCACCUGUACACUAUUUGCAAUUCAAGGAAAUGUCUGAUCUAAACAAAUACAGUCCUCCUCUUCAGUCUUCCGAUCUCUACAUGGCUGCUAGCAAACACUUCCAGCAAGCUAAACUGAUACUAGAGAAUAUCCCUAAUCCAGACCAUGAGGUCAACCGAAUUCUUAAGGUUGCUAAACCCAAUUUUGUGGUUAUGAAGUUGCUGGCAGGAGGUCACAAAAAGGAUUCUAAAGUUCCUCCAGAAUUUGACUUCUCCCCUCACAGAUACUUCCCAGUAGUGAAGCUUGUUUGAAAGUUCAAGGGAUUAGAACAGAUGAACUGUAAAUUGCUAACAGAGUUUCCUUGGGUAAACUCUUUUAUACUGUGCUAAAAAGGGACAAUGGUGCUCUUAGACAAAAAUACUGCUGUAUUGAGAGUAACUUUAUUCUCACUUCCUUACAAUAGCCCAAUGACAACUGCUGUUUUAAAGUGGUUUGUGUAAUGUUCUGCUGUUGGAACUGAUUUUAUCAACUACAUCGUUAAAGCAUUGUAUGUUUUGAUUUUAUUGAUUUACCUAUAAAUCAUUUUUAUGAAUGGUGUUUGAACAUUUGUAAACAUUUCAUAACAUUCUUGACCACUUUGAAAUUACAGUGAAAUAAGGGAGCUAUUAUGGUCUAAUACGUAUUGGUGAGUAAAAGCAGAAUUCAACUCUAAACAAUACAAACUAGAAUGUACUAGUUUGGCACUGCAUGUUUCUAUAGGAACUCGUUUUUUAUUUUUUAGUUUACAAGUAAUACAAAAAUGUCCCCUUUUCAGCCCUAUAGUUUGACUAGGUAUUAAUUCUGAAUGGCAUAUAAUUUGAAUCAGAAGCAUUUAAAGAAAGGGAGAAGUUGAGCACUUAUAUGAGUAUUUCAGACAGGCUGGGAAUGUCUCAUGUUUGUUUAUUUCUUUUGGCUUAGUUUCUCAUCCUGGCUUUUAAUAAGCAACAUCUAUGGUAUUAAAGAUUUUGCACAGUUUGGGAUUUUUUGGGAAGCUCUCCCACAAAUGGUUACAUUUCUUUUUCCUGUUAUCAUUUAAAAAGUCUGCUCUACACCAGCAUUUUAUUAUUAAACAAUAAAAUUGCAUUUGCCCA
This is a messenger RNA of Varanus komodoensis (Komodo dragon), 3107 nucleotides long. It is a transcript of the gene NAA35, whose product is annotated as N-alpha-acetyltransferase 35, NatC auxiliary subunit. The record is from RefSeq and is a predicted model, not a curated record. The transcript is spliced from 23 exons. NCBI's taxonomy places the organism in Eukaryota, Metazoa, Chordata, Lepidosauria, Squamata, Varanidae. The coding region runs from base 111 to 2288 and encodes 725 amino acids. Gene Ontology annotation, cellular component: NatC complex. Gene Ontology annotation, biological process: N-terminal peptidyl-methionine acetylation.